AUGGAUGCGGAUACCCAAGCUCUCGUCGACAGGAGAUCUGGCGAACUGGUUCAAUGGCACAUAUACUGGACAACACCGGCUCUCAUAGUGGCAUUGUUCAUGGCAGGGUUUGCGGCAGCAGUGGGUCACCACUUGUUUUACAUGCAUCUCAAUGGGAAGCCUGCGACCGAGCAACUGAAGAUGGUGCGAUAUGGUACAGCCUUGGCCUUCUUUGUGAAAAGCACACUGGUUGGAACUGUCAUCAUGUGUAACCGUCAGCGCAUAUGGUAUACCUUCCGACGAAAGGCGAUGACGAUCAAUGGCAUUGAUGGCCUGUUUUCUGCAACGGAAGAUCCGACGCAGUUUUUCCUCAACUGGGAGAUGAUCCGAAACGGCAAGCUUGCUACGCUCAUGGCAGCCUGUACCUGGGCAAGUCUCCAAUACUUCCACAACAAAUCUGUGCUGACCUACCCAAGUUACUACCACUUGCAUCCUUGCUCUGUAGCUACCCUAAAUUUCACCCAGGAGUCUACAUACGACUUUCGGGACAUGAGUAAAUUCUGGCAGAAGAGCUUGAAUUUCUAUAACACCACUGAGCCAGCCGAAGAGGAAAGAAGAGAUGGAGAUGUCUAUUCCGCGGCAACGGGUACAGGAAGCUUCUUCGACUACUACGAUCAGCCGUCCAAGAACGCGCGCCGCUUGGCCUUCAGUAGUGUGUACAUGCAGAAGCCACAGCCGCGCGAAAACGCUUCUACCGUAUUUUGCGGAUCGGGCUGGAAUUGCGUAUUCGAGAAGGAACCAAAUCUCUGGAUCGGCUACGCCAUCAACACCUCCGAGUCGUACUCCCAAGAUGCGGAACCAGAGUACAAGGCCAAAUGGGGAAACUUACAUGAGCCAAAGCUAUUCAAAUGCGUCAUGCAGUACACCAAAUAUACAUUCAACAUGAGCUACAAUCCCAGACAGUCCGCAACCCGCUGGGAACGAGAAUUCCUGCGUCCUGUCAUCGGAAACCAUCCCAUCGAGCCCCAGAAAAAUGUCGAAGAAUACAAAGUAACGGCUUCCUUCCAUACUCUAGGUUCCCUCCUCCGACGCUUCCUGCGUGGCAAGAUCGAAAAACAAAAGAUCCUCAUCACCUACUCAGAUUUGUCUGAGACGCGUCUAGUCAACAGCAGCACCUCGUACCCGUUGGUGGAUCUGAAGACAGAGAUACAAGACCUUUUCGAAGAUAUACUCAUCACUCUCCUCAACGACCCGAAUCUAGUCGUGGUCCAGACCCAAGAAGUGCCUUGCACAAAGUCACGAACCAUGAUGGUAUACGUAUAUUACAAACACUCUCUAUGGAUCGGAUAUGCAAUCGUUAUCGCAAUCACUUUCACUUUCAUGCUGGUCGGCGCGUGGUCGCUUCACAUGAACGGGGUAGCAUCUGAUGUGCUUUUCUCACGCAUCAUGGCUACUACCCGCAAUCCUACGCUGGAUCACUUGAGCGUUGGCGCAUGUUUGGGCGGGGAUCCUUUUCCUAAGGAGCUGGCGAAGACGAAGUUACGCUUUGGUGUGCUCCUUGAGGAUGAUCAUAGGGAGGGGCCUUUGGGCAAGGUGGAACAUUGCUGCUUUGGCACUAUGGGCGAGACGAAGGAGAUUGUCAAAGGUGGUACGUAUGCGGGACUGAAGGAGUAUAGGGUCGAUGCAUGA
Messenger RNA from Alternaria arbusti, 1668 nucleotides. RefSeq lists its product as uncharacterized. NCBI's taxonomy places the organism in Eukaryota, Fungi, Ascomycota, Dothideomycetes, Pleosporales, Pleosporaceae. Bases 1 to 1668 code for a protein of 555 amino acids. The transcript has 4 exons. The record is from RefSeq and is a predicted model, not a curated record.